Messenger RNA from Geodia barretti, 2754 nucleotides. Lineage: Eukaryota; Metazoa; Porifera; Demospongiae; Tetractinellida; Geodiidae. The record is from the annotation of a GenBank genome assembly.
CGCGGGAUACAGCGAGCAGCUCGUGUGACUGAUCUCGGAUUAGACAUGACUGACGGCAUUACUCUACACAAUCUGGUCCAGGCAUUGGCCAAGGAGGAUCUUCCCAAGCACUUCCCUAACCCCAUCAUGAGGGUGCAGAAACUGGAGAACCUGCAGGUCUGCCUCAAGUACCUGGAUGAGAAAGGCGUCUCUGUGAAAGGGAUCCAUGCAAAUGAUAUUGCCGGUGGAAACAUGAAGACGAUUUUAGCCAUUUGUCAUGCUCUGAAGAGAUUUUUCACAACUACCAAGUCCCCUAAAAGCAAUGGAUCAGGUCAGAGUCUCCCCACACCCCACCCGUCCUCCUCCUCCUCCUCCUCUUCCUCGCCAGCCGGAGGAGGGAAACUGAGCUUCUCGUCUCUCGACCGAGAAGAUGUGGCACUGCUUGGCUGGCUGGGGGAAAUUGUGCACAGAGACAUUCCCAAUUACACUCUGCUGUAUGAUGGGAAGAUAUUGUGUGAUCUUGCCAAUGAAGUCAAGAGUGGAGCAGUCUCUGAACUGGACAUAAUAUCAGGGUCUGCCCCCGAGAGGCUUCAGAUUGCUUUCAAUGCUAUCGAGGCUAGUAUUUUUGUGAGGCCUCACAACCUGAGCAUUGUCCAGGUACCCGGCGGGAGUGAAGACACCAGGCUCCGCCACUACCUGCACAGCUGUAGGAGCGUCUACCUGCAGAUGGCGGAAGUGAGGAGGAGAAGAACAGGCAGCGGUGGUGGUGGGAGGAAAAGGGGGGAGGCCGGGAGAAACAUGAGCAAACAGCAACGCCACUCUGCGUUGAGCUCACCGUCGAAGAUGAACCGAGAGCAGGUAUUUGAGAGUUUGCGCAGCUUGAGCCGAUCGCACGCCCCGGGAGCCAGCAUGGAGCAGAAAGAGAAGGCGAAGGUCGAGGCUCGUUCACUGGAGGGCCUUCGCCAACAGCGAAAGAACGGAGACACAAUUCCUGUGACGGAGCAAAACCAGAAGAAAGGUGGGAGGGCUACAGGGGAACAAACAGUGGGGUCUAACAGACGAUCCAGCUCCACAGACAGUCUAUCUUCAGCCGCCACUGAGAAACUGAGCUCUGCUGCUGUCCGCAAGCCAAACGGCAGUGGUUGGAAGAGUCUUCACGGGUCUCACGAACGUCUCUCUCAGAACCAACGCCAGCAGGCGAUCCGACCGUUUACAGAGAUUUACAUCAGUGGAGACCAGAGUUUCUCGUUCUCUGGUCCACUCGGAGGCGGCACAAGCGGUGGUUCGAGGCUAAACAAGUCAAUUGAUCUCCUGGUAUCGCCCGAGGAUUGGGAGCUGGAUGGAAUAGCUGGGAGAGCCACACACGAGGCGGCCCUGUCUCUGUCGCAGCCUGAUCACCCCCGAUCCUCCCCCUCUCCCUCCCAACUCCCUGCCCCCUCUCUGACCCACGGUCUCAGUAGGUCCGUGGAACACGGGCUGGACCCCUCCCCAACGACGACACGACAACUCUCUACUCCUUCACCGAGAUACCACUCCGACCUUGAAUCAAGUCCUCACAGAUCCUCUGACUCAAAUACUACGUCUCGCGGGUCGAGCUACACCCUCCCACGGACAAAGAAACAGUCACUGAGCCUCUCCCCUCCCUCUUCGCCCACCCCUCCCCCACCCCCCUCUGUCCCGCCGCCCUCCACUGUCAACCAACCAACCUUUCUGGCUCCCGGUGGAGCCAGACAGGGCAGGAAACUACCGCCAGCCUACCCUGUUCCAGAGGGUGACUCUGUGGCAACGGAGAUCAACGACCUCCACGACAGGAUAGCGCUACUCUCCAAUCAGAUCCUCUACGAGAAAGCCGAUGUGUUUACUCACCUUCACCGUGCUGUGAUUCGAGAGAGGAAACGGAGACAAGCCGUCGAGAAGCAACUGAAGGAUUUCACGAUGCUCGCUCGCCGGCUGGCCCGUCACUAUGACAACCUGUUCAUGCAGCUGGGCAGAGAGGUGGCCAGUCUAAGACAAGAGGUGUCUGGUAGUAAGGUGAUGAGAGAGGGAGAGGAAAACCGGUUUGGUUCCGGUUCAGGGAACAGGCUAUACCUGACUCGUGAGAUUGACCAGCUCAGAGAACAGGUUGCUAAACUGAUGAGUCAACAUGAUUUACGCUCGUCCCGCACGUCCCUCCCUGGCUCCGCCCAGCCACACCCUGAACACCUCUUUCUGAGAAAGAGAGCUAACAGUGAUGCCAGCCUCCACGGACCAUUCAUGACUGGCCCUCACUCGAGUUUCAAGAAAGUGAGCAAGUUUUUCGGAGAGGAACCUCCGCGAGUUGAGACCAUCAAGACCUUUCUGGAGGGACUGGGCUAUUCACACCUGCUCCCGACGUUUGCGGUCCACCAGAUAAGUCUGGCAGAGUUGCACCAGAUGACUGGCGACCAUCUCGAGAUCCUCGGGAUACCCCUGGGUCCUAGGGUCAGAAUCAUGUCGGAACUUACCAAACUGGAACCUUUGGAUCAGCACUUGGACAUCGUCUAGCACAGACACACACACACAUGCUAAUUUGCAUUAUUAUUAUUAUUUUGACAAAAUAAAUGAAGGAUUUGUUUUUUUAUAAACUCAGUGACGUCACAUAGUAACCUUUCAGAGAUUUGAAACGGUAUAUAUAUAUCCCUAGAUGAACGAGAGGCAAAGCAGAAGAGAGGAAUUUAGUUUAUACGGAAUGGGUUAUCGAUCGAGCACCUCCAGUCCCUGUACAGCACUUGGAACCGAUAAACUAGUUUCAGUUUA